AUGAAGCGGCAAAACGUGCGCACCCUCGCCCUGAUCGUGUGCACCUUCACCUACCUGAUCGUGGGCGCUGCGAUCUUCGACGCGCUGGAGUCCCAAAAGGAGACGAGCCAGAGGAAAGAGUUGGAUUUGAAAAAGCUGGAACUGCUGAGCUCUUUUAACUUAUCCAUGAAAGACUUUGAGGAACUGGAGAAAGUGGUGCUGCAGCUCAAACCGCACAAAGGCGGGGUCCAGUGGAAGUUCGCGGGCUCCUUUUAUUUCGCCAUCACCGUCAUAACCACCAUAGGUUAUGGCCACGCCGCGCCCAGUACCGAUGGAGGAAAGGCCUUCUGUAUGCUGUACGCUCUGCUCGGGAUCCCCCUCACCCUGGUCAUGUUCCAGAGUGUGGGCGAACGCAUCAACACAUUUGUACGCUACCUCCUCCGUCGCUUCAAAAAAUGCUUGGGAAUGCGUCGCACAGAAGUCUCAAUGGUCAACAUGGUCACUUUCGGAUUCGUGUCCUGCAUGAGUACGCUAUGUGUGGGAGCGCUGGCCUUUUCGCAUUUUGAAGGAUGGAGCUUCUUUCACGCCUACUACUACUGUUUCAUAACAUUGACCACUAUUGGAUUCGGGGACUAUGUGGCGUUACAAAAUGAACAGGCUUUGCAAAAUCAGCCAGAGUACGUAGCCUUUAGCUUUAUCUACAUUUUGACUGGACUAGCCGUGAUUGGCGCAUUCCUCAACUUAGCAGUGUUGAGGUUUAUGACGAUGAAUGCCGAAGAUGAGAAAAGGGACGCCGAGCAAAGAGCGUUGCUUGCGCAUAAUGGACAAGCGGGCCACGUGCACUGCUCUAUGGAUCCUGGGUCACCUCUGUCCACGCCAUCUGGUUGCGGGGGCGUUAGCGGGGUGAGCGCGAGCGGGGCGGCCAGUCGCGGGCUUCGAAAUGUAUAUGCGGAAGUCCUGCAUUUCCAGUCCAUGUGCUCAUGUCUUUGGUAUAAAAGUAGGGAGAAACUGCAGUAUUCAAUCCCAAUGAUAAUCCCUAGAGACCUCUCAACUUCGGACAUAGAACAAGGCGAUGGGUAUUCCAACACGCUACAUUCUAACGGUUGCGUGUGCAGUCUGCAACGCCAUUCAGCCAUUAGCUCAGUGUCCACCGGCUUGCAGAGUAUCAACACCUAUAGAAGACUCAACAAGAGAAGGAGUUCAAUUUGA
Messenger RNA from Boleophthalmus pectinirostris (great blue-spotted mudskipper), 1188 nucleotides. RefSeq names its product potassium channel, subfamily K, member 3a (gene kcnk3a). Gene Ontology annotation, cellular component: membrane. NCBI's taxonomy places the organism in Eukaryota, Metazoa, Chordata, Actinopteri, Gobiiformes, Gobiidae. Gene Ontology annotation, molecular function: open rectifier potassium channel activity; potassium ion leak channel activity. The transcript is spliced from 2 exons. Bases 1 to 1188 code for a protein of 395 amino acids. The record is from RefSeq and is a predicted model, not a curated record. Gene Ontology annotation, biological process: stabilization of membrane potential; potassium ion transmembrane transport.